AUGUCAAACAAACGCCCCCGCGACGAACCGCACACCCACCCCUCCCGCCUUGCCCUCGUCCCCCCCGACUCCAACCAACAACGCCCCACCAAACGCCCGCGCAAAGAAAAACCCGCCCAUAUAAAAGGCGCCUCGUUCAAAAAAGCCCACACGGUCCACGACCUGAAAGCACGAAUCCGCAGUCUACGCCGAGGACUCGAACAUAACGAUGCGCUCCCCGCCACGAUCCGGGAGGAGAAGGAGCGGGCGCUGAGGAGUGCUGAGACGGAAUUGGGGGAGACGGAACGCAGGAAGAGAAGGAGCGAGGUUAUUGGACGGUGGCAUAAGGUGAGGUUUUUUGAGCGGCAGAGGGCGGGGAAGAGGGUGAAGUUUUUGAGGAAGAGGGUGCAGGAGGUAGCUGAGGCGGAGCGGGGUGGGGGAGGAGAGGCGAGGGGGGUGCUGGAGAGGUUGUUGGGGGAGGCGGAGGUGGAUGUUAUGUAUGCUGUUUAUUUUCCGUUGGAGAGGGAGUAUGUGCCGCUUUUUCCACGGAAGAAGAAGAUGGAUGGGGAUAGGGAUGAGACUGCGGGAGGUAGUCCGGAGGCUGAUGGCGAGGCGAAGGAAGGGUUUACAAGGCUAGGUGAUCGGGAGAUGUGGGAGCGUGUGCGACAAUGCGUGGUUGACGGUACACUUGAGGCUCUGCGCGAGGGCAAGCUGGAUCAGGCCGAAGACGUCGCGGAUUCACGGGUGGUGGAGAGGCUGGAGAUUCAGAAGAAGAAGAACAGGAAGGAUGGAGCGAAGGAUGCGGUGCCCAAGAAGACGAAAUCGCAACAGAAGGCCCUGGCGAAGGCGGAGUUGGUGGUGGGUAAUAGACGGGAACGGAGGAAAGCUGCGGCGGCGGCUGCACCGCUCGAGAGCGAUGAUGGUAGUGAUGCUGGGUUCUUUGACGAGGGGUGA
Recurvomyces mirabilis is the source of this 933-nucleotide messenger RNA. RefSeq lists its product as uncharacterized. The record is from RefSeq and is a predicted model, not a curated record. The transcript has a single exon. Bases 1 to 933 code for a protein of 310 amino acids. NCBI's taxonomy places the organism in Eukaryota, Fungi, Ascomycota, Dothideomycetes, Mycosphaerellales, Teratosphaeriaceae. Gene Ontology annotation, cellular component: nucleolus; preribosome, small subunit precursor. Gene Ontology annotation, biological process: maturation of SSU-rRNA from tricistronic rRNA transcript (SSU-rRNA, 5.8S rRNA, LSU-rRNA).